Messenger RNA from Lutra lutra (Eurasian river otter), 5827 nucleotides. It is a transcript of the gene EEF2K, whose product is annotated as eukaryotic elongation factor 2 kinase. Gene Ontology annotation, biological process: protein phosphorylation. Bases 398 to 2575 code for a protein of 725 amino acids. The transcript is spliced from 18 exons. Gene Ontology annotation, molecular function: elongation factor-2 kinase activity; calmodulin binding; calcium ion binding. Lineage: Eukaryota; Metazoa; Chordata; Mammalia; Carnivora; Mustelidae. The record is from RefSeq and is a predicted model, not a curated record.
GGUGCCCCAGUCCCAGCCGCCCUCCAGCCGGGAUCCGACGUCGGACGCGCCGCGGUGGUGCUGCUCCAGCUCCCCUGACUGUCGCCUGCGCCUCCGCGCUAGGCACGCGGCCCCCGCGCCCGGAGUUCUACCCGACCGCCCUGCGCGGCCCCGGCUUGCCUCCCCAGAGCGCCAUCCGUUGCGCCCCGCUCGCUGCUCCCCGGCACUCUCGGGGGGUCCGCCCGCCCUGCACCCUGGAGCAUCGGGCCGCGAGCCUCUGCCAACUCCUCUGGAUCUUCGCGGCCGUGGGCAGCGGCUGCAGGGCCUGUCCGCCCGAGGGAGGACCCACACCGCUGCGUUUGCCCUGCCACUCUGGCUCUGCUGCCCACCCGUUGGGUAACACGGGCCUCCCAGGAACAUGGCAGACGAAGACCUCAUUUUCCGCCUGGAAGGUAUUGACGGCGGCCAGACCCCCCGGGCUGGUCAUGACGGUGACUCUGAGGCCGACAGCGAUGAUGAGGAAGGUUACUUCAUCUGCCCCAUCACCGAUGACCCCAGGUCUCACCAGAAUGGCAAUUUCAAGGUUAAUAACUACUCCAGCAACCUAACGAAGAGUGAACAGUAUGGCUCCAGCGGGUCCCCCGCAAGCUCCUUCCAUUUUAAGGAAGCUUGGAAGCAUGCAAUCGAGAAGGCCAAACACAUGCCCGACCCCUGGGCUGAGUUCCACCUCGAGGAUAUUGCCACAGAAUGUGCCACGCGUCACAGAUACAAUGCUGUCACCGGGGAGUGGCUACAAGAUGAGGUUCUGAUCAAGAUGGCAUCUCAGCCCUUCGGCCGUGGAGCGAUGCGGGAGUGCUUCAGAACGAAGAAGCUCUCCAACUUCCUGCACACUCAGCAGUGGAAGGGGGCCUCCAACUAUGUGGCAAAGCGCUACAUCGAGUCUGUGGACAGGGACGUGUACUUUGAGGAUGUGCGUCUACAGAUGGAGGCCAAGCUCUGGGGAGAGGAGUAUAAUCGGCACAAGCCCCCCAAACAGGUGGACAUCAUGCAGAUGUGCGUGGUGGAGCUGAGGGACAGACCCGGCAAGCCUCUCUUCCACCUGGAGCACUAUAUCGAGGGCAAGUACAUCAAGUACAACUCCAACUCGGGCUUCGUCCGCGAUGACAACAUGCGCCUGACACCACAGGCCUUCAGCCACUUCACGUUUGAGCGUUCUGGGCAUCAGCUGAUUGUGGUAGACAUCCAGGGUGUGGGCGACCUCUACACGGACCCACAGAUCCACACCGAGAAGGGCACUGACUUUGGAGAUGGCAACCUAGGUGUCCGGGGGAUGGCGCUCUUCUUCUACUCUCAUGCCUGCAACCGGAUUUGCAAGAGCAUGGGCCUCGCUCCCUUUGACCUCUCGCCAAGAGAGAGGGACGCCGUGAACCAGAACACCAAGCUGCUGCAAUCGGCCAAGACCAUCUUGAGGGGAACAGAGGAAAAGUGUGGGAGCCCCCGAGUAAGGACCCUCUCUGGGAGUCGCCCCCCACUGCUCCUUCGCCUUUCAGAGAACUCUGGAGAUGAGAACAUGAGCGACGUGACCUUUGACUCUCUCCCUUCUUCCCCGUCUUCGGCCACACCACACAGCCAGAAACUGGACCACCUCCAUUGGCCUGUGUUCAGUGACCUUGACAACACGGCACCCCGAGACCACGACCAUCUGGACAACCACCGGGACUCUGAAAACAGUGGAGACAGUGGCUACCCCAGUGAGAAGCGGGGUGAACUGGAUGACCCAGAGCCCCGCGAACAUGGCCACUCAAACGGUAACCGGAGGUACGAGUCAGACGAAGACAGCCUGGGCAGCUCCGGACGGGUCUGCGUGGACAAGUGGAAUCUCCUUAACCCCUCCCGCCUCCACCUGCCGAGGCCUUCCGCCGUGGCCCUGGAAGUGCAGAGGCUUAAUGGUCUGGACCUUGAGAAGAAAAUCGGGAAGUCCAUUCUGGGGAAGGUGCAUCUGGCCAUGGCGCGCUACCAUGAGGGUGGGCGCUUCUGCGAGAAGGACGAGGAGUGGGACCGAGAGUCAGCCGUCUUCCACCUGGAGCACGCAGCCGACCUGGGCGAGCUGGAGGCCAUUGUGGGUCUGGGGCUCAUGUGCUGCCAGCUGCCCCACCACAUCCUCGCUGAUGUCUCUCUGAAGGAAACAGAAGAGAAUAAAACCAAAGGAUUCGAAUACUUACUGAAGGCGGCUGAAGCUGGCGACAGACAGUCCAUGAUCCUGGUGGCUCGGGCUUUUGACACGGGCCAGAACCUCAGCCCAGACAGGUGCCAGGACUGGCCGGAGGCUCUGCACUGGUACAACACUGCCCUGGAGAUGACGGACUGUGAUGAGGGCGGUGAGUACGACGGGAUGCAGGAUGAGCCUCGGUACACGCUGCUGGCCAGGGAGGCGGAAAUGCUGUUCACUGGCGGCUGCGGGCUCGAGAAGGACCCACAGAGAUCAGGCGACUUGUACACGCAGGCAGCCGAGGCAGCGAUGGAAGCCAUGAAGGGCCGGCUGGCCAACCAGUACUACCAGAAGGCGGAGGAGGCCUGGGCGCAGAUGGAGGAGUAGCUUGCCAGGAAAAUCCCGGCCGGCCAGUCCCAAGCAGAAGCGCUAAGACAGGAGGAAAAAAAGACUUACUGCCUUGCUUAGGGGGUGUUUGGAGGGGAGGGGCAAGUAUUUUUAAUGUGUUGUAAAUCAACUUUUGUAUUUCGUUGUCUGACUCUUGAAAAUGUCUUUGCUAUUAGCGAAGACACUACAGUUGCCCCUUAGGGCAGCAUCUUGGGGAGCGGGGAUUGAAAAAGCCCCCCAAUUUUUAUUUUUAUUUUUGUCAUGAGAUAUAAGAAAGUGCUUUUCUGCCAUGGGUUAAAAAUGGGGCUUUGGGCUUUGCUCGCCAGCUUUUUCAGGCUGAACUGAAAUGAAAUAUCGGGCCCACAGAACUUGUUUCCUGAGCUGUUAUGGGGAAGGUAGAGCUGCACCGUAGCUUUCCGCGGCGUGUGGAUUAUGUCUUAGUGCAGAGCCCUACCUCUCAGAGCACUUGGGAGCACGCAUGGCAUCCUUCUGCGGAUAUGCGAUUGCACAGUACCCAGGCCCCCUUCAGCUCUUGGCAAAAGCCUACACACUGUUCACUAAUCUCUGCUCUUGGCAAAGGCCUAUACACUGACCGUUCACUAAUCUCAUUUAAUUUUCUUCCCAAAUGCAACUGAUUUUCUGGAAUACAGCCAAAUUCCAUCUUUCAGCAUGCUUUUUACAGUGGGCUUUAUAAAGCAGGUUUGAUUUUUUUUUUUUUUUUUUUUUUGUAUGCACACAUUUACUACCUCUAACUUCUCCAGCUAGUGUAGAAGUGGGUGCACCUCAAAUCUUUAACGUGUGAGGACAGCUGUUUGGAAUUGGAGCCUUUCCUCCAAGCAGACAUACAUAACUUCACAUCUCAGUGGCAGCAUCCACAGUGUUUAACCCAAGUAUCUCUGUACAGUGUUCCUCUGUGGUUCCUUAGCAUCUGACAUUCUGACGUUCCUAUGUAGGCUCUGUAUGUACCCCAGCCCCUGUCCUUGCCAUUUUCUGCUUGAAGCUGCGCUGAUUUUCUUGCAAAUUGCAGCAGGAUGAUUUCAGCAGCAGCCCCUUGAGAUUUGUCUAAAAUGUUUUGAGGAUGAGAGGGCAAGAACUAUAAACACUCAUUAGUUCCAGUAGUUUCCCCAGGGCCAGGCAGUGGCUCUGUAUUUAAUGAGCUUUCCCUUGAAAAGGAGUAAGAUUUGGGGCACCUGGGUAGCUCAAUGGGUUAAAAAGCCUCUGCCUUCGGCUCAGGUCAUGAUCCCAGGGUCCUGGGAUCCAGCACCACAUCGGUCUCUCUGCUCUGCGGGAGCCUGCUUCCCCCUCUCUCUCUCUCUCUGCCUGCCUCUCUACCUACUUGUGAUCUCUGUCUGUCAAAUAAAUAAAUAAAAUCUUAAAAAAAAAAUCAAAACCAAACAAAACGAAAGCAGGACGUGACGUACAAACUGUUCUUAUCUGUCCGUUAAAACAGCUCUUUCAACACAUUACUGUUAAGUGUUGUGGAGUCGUGAACCCGUGCCAGCAUUUGAACCUUUAGUUCCAAAGUUCAGAGUGUGCACUAGGGAAAAAAAAAAUCAAGCACGCUCAGAAUUACCCUUGAAAAAAAUCCUUUAGAACGUCUGUAAAUUACAGGUUCCCUCAUUUUUUGUGUAUGGAUUCACCACAACCAGCUUCCUUUCUAAGUGGGGACUGAUCACCCCUUUUUCAUUUGCACCCCAUCAAGGGGGUUUGGCUUAUGUUAGGUUUUUCGUUUGUGUGUUUUAAACCAGUGCAUACAGUUAGUUAAAUUGCAUACGGUAAAUGUAAGUGAGAAGCGGCUUGAUUGUGACUUGACUUCUUACCUUCUGUAAAGGGCCAGGUAGUAAAUAUCGUAGGCUUUGUGGAUCCUAGGGUCUCUGUCGUAACUACUCAGCCCUGCUGUCGUAGUGAAGAAACACCCAGGAACAGUAUGUAAAUGAAUGAGCUUGGCUGAUGUUCGAGUAAAACUUUUCUUACCAAAACAGCCUGCCUAGGCAGUGGUUUGCCCAUUCGGCUGUAAGCCUUGACUAGGGGGUUACUGUAGUACAACCAGAAGUCAAAAGUGAUACCAGUUUUUCAGCUUCCAGUGCUCAAAAACACAGUGCCUUGGCAGAGGAAGCCCUUGGAGAUAAAUGUGUGAGCAAACGGAGAGCCAGCCCUAGUCACAGCACCUGAUCCGUGGCUCUGUGUCUUCCUCCCAGUUAAUGAUUUGUUGUCCCAAUUGGCUUACAGUGUCAUUUCUCCAGUUCCAACCUACGCACCUCCACGCCCUUAACUCAGCCAGCUUCUCUUCCAGGAGGCUGGGAUGGCCUGGAUAGAGAGCUUAGCAAAUGCUUAUUGAAGACCAGUGAGAGUCAAAUGAUCUGUGUGAUGCCCAGAUUGAUCUGAGCCAGUAGAAGAGCUUAUCCCACCUUCAAAACCUAGUUUUGUGCCUGUUAAAGCUGGUGAGGGCAUUCCCCUCCCACCCCCACAGAUUCUGGGCAUGCAGAAACAAAAGACAACCCCAGGACAUUCCAGCCCAACUGGGAAGACAUUAGAGACCAUCUUCAAGGGCAAGAACAGGUUCAGGAGAUCAGCAAAGUCUGGGAUAUGUCCUGUAUCUUCCAUCACAGAUGGAGAAACCAAGGUUUUGAAAGAUAAAUUCUCACAGUGACCCUGCUGGUUAGCAGCUAGCUACAGCUAGGAUUUGAAAGCUGCUGUUACUUAGAGGAUCCUGGGAAUAAAAUUUAAAAUUAGAUUAGAGUGUAAUGUCCCUUUCAGGUUUGCUGUAGGUUUUUUAUUUUGUUUUGUUUUUUAAGCAGACUUUAUGUUUGUAAAAGGGGAAAAAAAAAUCUCAAACCCCUGGACAUCUGAAAACCACCCCCCUCUGCCCUCCCCUGAGGCACUGUGGGGAUUCAUCUUCAAAUGCAAACUUGGGGAACCAAGCCAGGUAAAGUACCCUCCUUGCUAUCUUAAUGACUUCCUUUCAUCCCAGCACAUUUGUCUGUGGUACUGGACAUGCUUUACAAAUGGACACAUGUUUACAAAGGCAUAUGCAGCUUGUGUGGGGGAAAGGAGACAAAAUAUGCAUUUUCUCUGCAUGGAUUUGUGCCUGUUACUCCUAUUUCUACUCUCAAGGUAACCAUUUAACCCAGACAAGGUGGACCCUGGGUGGCGCCCAGGGGAGUGGCCUGUGUUACAAAUUUAUUUUUGCAUAUGUAUUCACUUCCAUAUGGUCUUUUCAAAUAAAGUGGUUUCUUUGUUUUCCCUUUUGAA